AUGGGCAACUCCUCUUCUUCAGUGGCGCAGCCACCGGUUCUGGGCAGUGAACUCACCACACCUUCUUUGCAGAGCCAAUCUCGGUCUUACGACGAUAGCUGCAAAUACCUCGUAACAGGGCCGAGGCCUCAGGGCACAAGAGUCACAGAUGCAUACACUUUAGAUGUCUCAUCCGAUGCUGGACUUUGUUGCGGCUCAGCGCCCACGAAUGGUUCGGUCUCUUUCGUUUCUCGGGAGGAGGCUCUAAUUAAGGCACGGUACUAUAAGGACAGAAAUCCUGAGCUUGCGAAACAGGCGUACCUGUUCGCGCUCAAUUCCCCACCCACAAAGGGCUUUGGGAAAACACAGAGGCUGGAAGUCGCCAACCCCGCCACGAACUGUGGCUGCUCAUUUGUGCGCUGCACAAUUCCCCAACCUGUCAGUGCCUGUUGGGCUUCGAGCCAGUUCAGCCAUCCUGAGGCACCCGAGGGGAUGCCUGACGUGUCCCUGCAGAAGAUGGCGAGUGCGGAGGCCACAUCGACCACUUUUUCCAGCGGCAAUGUGACUCGCCUACACACGGACGACCUUGACGAGCUCGUGGUGAGCAACCCUGCGGCUCAACGCCUGCAGGUGGGGGAUGUUUCAGGACGCACGACAGGGAGAGAGAGCUUACGCCAGCUCGAUGACAGCGAGUUCAGGGCGGAGAUACAUGCAGAGCUUGCGCAGCUGCAUCUCAUAUGUGGAGAACCGCGCAAAGCCUUGGAGUGCUACAACAGCGCAGAAUUGCUCGCGCCUGAACAGCUGGCCUACUCGUACAGAAAGGGCGUUGUAUUGCAGCAGUUGGGUGAACGGGAGGGGGCCAUAUCGUGCUUCCGAGCGGUCCUGCAGAACGAUUCUAAGUAUAAGCCAGCCAUAUUCAACUUGGGUGUUUGCCUGGCCGUGGAUCCUGCCACACGGUCAGAGGCUCUGGGAACGUUCGAGCAUUUGCUGUCUAUCGACCCGAACAACGAUAGCGCGUUGGAUAUGAUUGCGGAUAUUCACGAGCAGGAAGGUCGUGUGGCGGAAGCGUAUACAGUGAAGCAGCGCGUUGUUACUCUUGACCCUUCAAACUUCCGGGCGGGAAGAGACCUAGCGAGGCUGGAAUCGACCCUGCUGGAUCGUGGCGGUGUCCCGGGCUAUGUAACGCUAAACUAA
Messenger RNA from Eimeria necatrix, 1173 nucleotides. RefSeq names its product TPR domain-containing protein, putative. The record is from RefSeq and is a predicted model, not a curated record. Gene Ontology annotation, molecular function: protein binding. NCBI's taxonomy places the organism in Eukaryota, Apicomplexa, Conoidasida, Eucoccidiorida, Eimeriidae. The coding region runs from base 1 to 1173 and encodes 390 amino acids. The transcript is spliced from 3 exons.